Daktulosphaira vitifoliae (grape phylloxera) is the source of this 1034-nucleotide messenger RNA. RefSeq names its product transcription factor A, mitochondrial (gene TFAM). Gene Ontology annotation, molecular function: transcription cis-regulatory region binding. The record is from RefSeq and is a predicted model, not a curated record. Bases 128 to 847 code for a protein of 239 amino acids. NCBI's taxonomy places the organism in Eukaryota, Metazoa, Arthropoda, Insecta, Hemiptera, Phylloxeridae. The transcript has 4 exons.
AUAUAGAAAGCGUUAACGCGCAAUGAUUACUACUAAUAUACUUUUUAAAACAUGUUGACAUUUAUUUCUAAGUAAAACGUUAUUGUGUAAAUUUCGAGAUCAAGAUAGAUCUAUAAACGAUUAAACAAUGGGUAUUAAACAAUUCCUUGCUAGUAACUGGCGUUUUGUCAAUUCAAAUUCAUUUAUAAAUAGGUGUACAAACUCAUUUGUUAUUGGAUCAAAUGCUGGAUAUGCUCAGAAAUCAAGAGAAGGAAAAUUAGGAUUACCACUCAAACCUAAAAAACCUAAUCCACCCUUUUUUAAAUUUUUACAAGAAAAACGAAUAAAUAUGAUGUCAAAUGAUAACAUGAAGUUAAAAGAUGUUGCUCAAGAAGCAAGUAAACUAUGGAAAGAUGUUGAUGUAGACUCUAAAAACGAAAUGAAUGAAAUUUAUCGUAAAGAACUUGAACAGUAUAAACAAGACAUUGAGUCUUAUAAGAAAAACCUUACUAAAGAACAAAAGGAUGAAAUAAUGAGAGCUCAAUAUGAUGAAAUAGAAUCGAAAAUGAAACGCAAAAUGAAAAAAGAAUUGAAAGAAUUGGGUAAACCACGAAAACCUCUUACAGCAUAUUUAUUAUAUUUAGUUGAACGUAAUGAGGAACGUGGAAAUUUAUCUAUUCAAGAUUUCAUGAAAAAAGUAGGUAAAGAAUGGCGAGAAAUGAAUAACGAUAGUAAACAAAAAUAUGUAACAGCUGCUUCUGUUGAAAAUGAAAAAUAUUUAACUGCAAUUAAUCAAUGGGAAAAAUCAAUGAUAAAUAUUGGACGGUCAGAUUUAGUAAGAAUUAGUGUCAAGUCAAUUGAAAAUUAAAAGACUACAAGUAAUAAGACUGAAUGAUAUUUACAUAGAAUUUAAUGUUUCUUUGUGUGUUAUUGGAUAAAUUUAGUUAUUCAUAAGUUUAUUCCUUAAUUUUGAAAGUAUAACUUUUAUUUCUUUUGUUGAUAAACUAUUGUAAUUUUGCAUGGCUUUAAAAUAAAAAAUAUUAUAUUACUUAUUG